Molecule: messenger RNA, 615 nt
Organism: Bombus huntii
Lineage: Eukaryota; Metazoa; Arthropoda; Insecta; Hymenoptera; Apidae
Gene: Sem1
Product: 26S proteasome complex subunit SEM1
Exons: 4
Coding region: 248-478 (76 amino acids)
Biological process (GO): mRNA export from nucleus; proteasome assembly; double-strand break repair via homologous recombination
Cellular component (GO): proteasome complex; proteasome regulatory particle, lid subcomplex
Source: RefSeq, a predicted model, not a curated record
UAAGCGCACUCUUACACUCGUUUGCUUAUCAACACGAAUUCCAAUUUUAAUUUUAAUUUCUGAUGAAUUGAACUAUCAACGGUGAAACGUAAUAUUUACGAUUACCUAUGUUGCGUCACGUGAAAAAAAGGAUACAAGGAAUUUUCCGUUGUACACGAUAAGCAAGGAAAGUCUCUAGAAGAUUCAAACGUGUUCUGUCUCUACCUCCGUAAGUGACAUAUUCACGUGAUAAUUAUAAAAUUUCACAAUGUCAGAAAACAAGAACGAUAAAGCAAAGGUUGAUCUCGGAUUAUUAGAGGAAGAUGAUGAAUUUGAGGAGUUCCCUGCAGAAGAUUGGACUGCAGUUGAUGAAGACAAUGAAGAUAUUAGUGUUUGGGAAGACAACUGGGAUGACGAUGAUGUAGAAGAUGAUUUUAAUCAACAAUUAAGGGCACAAUUAGAAAAACAAAAGGGUCACAACAAAGGGAAGGAUUCUUAAUUAAAUUAUAAAUUAGAUGUUAUUAUUCAUAAGAAUAAAUAUGUAUUAAUUUCCUAAGAUUUUGCAUACAUAUAAGUUUCAUUUGAUGUAUAUUGAUAGACUUUUAUUAAUUGUGAAAUAUAAUGAUUUUUCAUAAA